Odontomachus brunneus is the source of this 1939-nucleotide messenger RNA. RefSeq names its product fatty acyl-CoA reductase wat-like. Gene Ontology annotation, molecular function: alcohol-forming very long-chain fatty acyl-CoA reductase (NADP+) activity. NCBI's taxonomy places the organism in Eukaryota, Metazoa, Arthropoda, Insecta, Hymenoptera, Formicidae. The transcript is spliced from 9 exons. Gene Ontology annotation, biological process: long-chain fatty-acyl-CoA metabolic process. Gene Ontology annotation, cellular component: peroxisome. Bases 266 to 1870 code for a protein of 534 amino acids. The record is from RefSeq and is a predicted model, not a curated record.
GUUCUUAUUGGCAGAGUCAUUGUGGUCAUUAAAAUACGGUAGACAAGGUACUUUUCUCUCCUUCUAACGAACGGAGCAACAGUUUGAAGGAACACUUCUCAUCACAUUGGCGAAAUUUCGAAGAAUUUGUCAUCUAACCCGCUAUAAAAUAACGAUUUGCGGUGUUAAUUAGAAAUUGUGGAUUUUUCUUUGUCAACUGCGUAGUAAAAGUGUGUAUACUUAGAACGAAAGUUGAACGAAAAAGUCGCUUUCUUUGUGAAACAAAAUGAUACAGAAAAAUAAAGAUUACAUCGACGAAUUGCUGGACAUGUCAGAUCCUCGAAACACUAGCAAUUGUUCGAGCGAAGUCAUCCAAUAUUAUACAGGACGUAACGUUCUUAUAACGGGCGGUUCCGGUUUCUUCGGUAUACUACUUCUGAUAGAAAGAUUAUUGCGAUGCUGUCCGGGUAUAGGAAAGAUGUACAUAUGUAUGAAGGGAAAGAAAGGAAAAUCAGCAGAAGAGCGUUUCAAAGAGCACUUCGAUUGCGUUGUUUACGAUAGAUUAAAAAAAGAGCAGCCUGACUUUAUUACUAAAGUAAUAAUGAUAGAAGCCGACUUCAGCGAAGCAAAUCUAGGCUUGUCGUCGGAAAACCGAAAACAUCUCUUAGACACAAACAUAAUCUUCCAUUUAGCGGCGUCCGUGCGAUUUAAUGAUACGAUUCGAAAUGCGGUGCAUGUUAAUGUGAGAGGAAACAAAGAAAUUCUCCUCUUCGCAAGAGAGAUGCCGAAUUUAGAGGCAUUUGUUUAUACAUCAACCGCAUUUUCUCAGUGCGUGAACAACUUUAUCGAUGAGAAAUAUUAUUCUCCGCCUUUAGAGACAGAUAAGAUACUGACGUUACUCAACGUUCUGGACGAUGAGAUGUUGAACAAAAUAACGCCAACACUAGUAGGCGAAUGGCCGAAUAUUUACGUGUACACCAAGGCGAUUGCCGAGGAUACAGUGCGACAAUACAGCGUCGGGUUAUCAGCUUGCAUCAUACGUCCUUCGAUUGUAACAUCAACGGCGAAAGAACCAAUACCUGGAUGGAUCAACAACAUAUAUGGUGCAGUAGGCGUAAUUGUAGGCAGUUCUAUGGGUUUGCUACGUACUUUACAUUGCAUACCCGAAAAUACAGCGGAAAUUAUGCCCGCUGAUUACGUGAUAGCGAACAUUAUCGUUGCAGGUUGGGCACCGCCAAAAGAAAGUAAGGAUACUUUACUCAGCAUUGACAACAAAAAUUUGAACGUUCCGGAAACCGAGAGAAUUCCGAUUUACAAUUGCGUGUCGUCAACUCAAAAUCCUAUUACUUGGGAAAGGUUCAUGAAAUUAAGUGAGAAAUACGGCAAGCGUUUACCGAGUACGAAGUACAUCUGGUAUUACAUGCUCACGCUAAAUAGAUACCGAUUUAUGCAUGAGAUAUAUGUGAUAUUUCUGCAUACAAUACCCGGUGCUAUAUUUGACAUUCUGGCUUUCCUCAUGGGUCGAAAACCUAUGCUGCUGAAAACUUAUAAAAAAAUACAUAUAUUUUGCGAUGUGAUAUCAUACUUCUCAACGCGCCAAUGGCAAUUUCGCAAUGACUCUGUCAUAAGACUCUGGGAUAGUUUAAAUCAAACUGAUCGUGAGAUUUUCGACUUCAAUAUACUAGAUCUAUCUUGGAAAGAAUAUUUUAAAAACUUGAUGGUCGGUCUUCGCAUAUACAUUGCUAAAGACCCGAUGGAUAAUUUAAAAGAAGGAGCUGCAAAAUUGAAGAAAUUAAAGAUCGCUCAUUAUACUUUGUUAACCACUAGCCCAAUUUUGUUAAUAUGGGUCAUCGUAAAUAUUGUAACUUUUAUAAUAUCGUUCUUCAAAUAAAAUUUUUCGUAGUUUGUUAUAAGCUUAAUUAAGCUUAAUGAGAGAUUAAUAUUAAAAAUAUAUGGCUAA